Molecule: messenger RNA, 2150 nt
Organism: Physcomitrium patens
Lineage: Eukaryota; Viridiplantae; Streptophyta; Bryopsida; Funariales; Funariaceae
Source: RefSeq, a predicted model, not a curated record
ACGAGAGGAGAGCGCGGAGAGGGAGGGGGGGCUACGAUAGAUAUUAAGGAGAAUGGAUGAAUGUAUUUAUGGAUGGAUGGGUGUUCGUGGCGAGGGACGAGAUGGUGGGGGCCACAACCGUGGAGGGGGCUCACGAGGGGCGGGGACCCGGGAGAGGCGGGCGGGCCCGUAACACAUGAGAACCCCGUCGCACCCUCCCGCCACGUGCGCCGUUUUAUCCGUACCCCGGGGACGCCCAUUCCUCCCGUCCCGCCCUCUCCGUCUUCCCUCUUCUCCCCUUCCCCUCUCUGGCCCUGCCCCUGCCCUGCCCCUUUGCUUUUGCUUUUGUCUUCUCUCGCUGUGUGCCGCUCUUGGCCCCUGGUCUCCAUGCUCACUGACUUGGUGUCGCGACGUUCGCUUUAGCAUAAUUCGGAUUCGACGGAGGCGUAAGAAUUGGAUGUUGGAUGCUUGGUUUCGCUAUUGACGCGCUCUGCUCUCUGUGAUUUUGUUGGAGCGUUUGAGCACCAUGGGACGCGCUCCGUGCUGCGAGAAAGAUAGCGUCAAGCGAGGGCCCUGGACGCCAGAGGAGGAUGCUAAGCUGUUGGCCUGCAUUGCGCAGCACGGGACUGGAAGCUGGCGCACGCUGCCAAAGAAAGCUGGUUUGCAGCGGUGCGGGAAAAGCUGUAGGCUGCGCUGGACUAACUAUCUGCGACCAGACCUCAAGCAUGGGCGCUUCACCGACCAUGAAGAACAGCUUAUUGUCAAUCUGCAUGCAGCCCUGGGGAGCCGAUGGUCCCUUAUUGCUGCACAACUUCCAGGACGAACAGAUAACGAUGUGAAAAACUAUUGGAAUACACGUCUCAAGAAGAAACUGUGUGAAAUGGGAAUCGAUCCUAUCACACACAAACCGAUUUCUCAGCUUUUAGCUGAUCUUGCCAGCAGCAUGGCACUUCCUAAAGGAGGUGAAAUUGCCGAGGCUGCCCUUGGUUGCUUUAAGGACGACAUGUUGAAUGUCCUGAUGAGAAAACGACCGGACUGGCAAUUGGAUGGCUCUAAUGUAGCCUUGUCGAACACUACACAUGGGUUUUCGGUAGGCCGCCAAUCUUGGGACAUGAUUGGCAGUCCACGCUCUUGUGUCUCACAACCAAGGUCAGUCAUUUCAAGUGCUUACAAUCCAUCUGUCUAUGACCGUAGCAACCCAACGGUGACAAAUCAAAAUCUUCGAGUUGAUGCUGCAGUGCAAAAAAUAAAAUACAGUCUCUCAAGAGCUGUACAAACAAAAGAGAUGCAACGUGUCGGAGAUGCAGUUAUGCCAAGAGAAGACUCCAUGUCCAGAAACAUGGCAGUGAUAAAUGGCCGAUUCUACAGAGGAGAGUGCGGGAUUCCAGGUGCAACAUCAGGUGGUGCAAAUUGCAGCAUUCAGAAUGUGCAUUUUCCAUGUAUGGCUCAAACACCAUACAUUCCUACAGAUCUUAUGUGUGAUCAACAAGAAACAAGCUCGAGAAGCAACUGUACAGAGAAUCAGUGCGCUAACACCCAUGUUCCAACAAGCUGCGAAAUGGAACCAUGGAGCCCUAGCCCAAGUGGUAGCAGUUGCAGCAACUCAAGUCUUGUCAAAGGCGAUGUUGCUGGACUUGAGAAGGUUCUUAAUUCUGAUGUCUUUCUAUGGGAUUUUUCAGAGUUAGGCUCGAUAAUGAGUUAAAGUAUAUGUAAUGAGUUAGUUAUAUAGGUGAUAGAACUUUUAUUUACAUGCAACAAUAGAAGUAUAGAUUAGGAAACUUGUCCCUUGGCUUCUUAUUGGCCAUGGCCAUCCCUCACAUAAUUGUACAGAAGAAGCUCUCAGACUAUGCUUGCUCCAUCAAGCAUCAUUUUCAGUAGGUAUCAAAUUUUUGAAGAACUGAGGUAGUCAUGAUCCGUCACCGUUAGUGUCUGCUCUUGAAAUAACUAGUACAUCCAAAACUGUAAAGUUGCGAUAGUCGUUUUUUGAAAUUCCAUUAGAGAAAUCUUUAUAAAACAGCUUGACCUCAAGCAACGGUGGAUUUUCAUGUUCUCCUCAACUAGUUUUUAGACAUGCCCUUAGAAAGAAUUCUGAGUACGUGAACCUGUUCUUUUUUCAAAACAAAAAUAAAAAAAAGAAAGAAAAGACUCCUAGUCUUAUAUGUUCGUUUUUA